This is a messenger RNA of Mytilus trossulus (common blue mussel), 2389 nucleotides long. Its product is annotated as tubulin alpha-1 chain-like. Gene Ontology annotation, cellular component: cytoplasm; microtubule. NCBI's taxonomy places the organism in Eukaryota, Metazoa, Mollusca, Bivalvia, Mytilida, Mytilidae. Gene Ontology annotation, biological process: mitotic cell cycle; microtubule cytoskeleton organization. Gene Ontology annotation, molecular function: structural constituent of cytoskeleton; GTP binding. The coding region runs from base 146 to 1501 and encodes 451 amino acids. The record is from RefSeq and is a predicted model, not a curated record. The transcript is spliced from 3 exons.
GUUGGUUGAUCUUGGUUAGCCACUACAGUCACGCCGUUGACUCCUCCCAUUUCCGGUAUCUUCACAACACUUUCCCGCUCUGAUUACAGAGACGUACUCUCAACGGCUCAUUGACAGCAGACAGAGGUGUUAAUUUACAGAGAAAAUGAGGGAAUGCAUCAGUGUGCAUGUAGGACAGGCUGGAGUCCAGAUGGGAAAUGCAUGCUGGGAAUUGUAUUGUUUGGAGCAUGGUAUUCAACCUGAUGGUCAGAUGCCCUCUGAUAAAACUGUGGGAGGGGGAGACGACUCUUUCAACACUUUUUUCUGUGAAACUGGAGCGGGAAAACAUGUGCCUAGAGCAGUGUUUGUUGACCUAGAAUGUACAGUUGUUGAUGAGAUAAGAACAGGGACAUACAGACAACUCUUUCAUCCUGAACAAUUGGUAUCUGGUAAAGAAGAUGCUGCCAAUAACUAUGCCAGAGGUCACUACACAAUUGGUAAAGAGAUUGUAGACAUGGUACUUGACAAAAUUCGUAAACUGGCAGAUCAGUGUACUGGUUUACAAGGUUUCCUCAUAUUUCAUAGUUUUGGUGGCGGCACUGGAUCAGGAUUUACUUCCCUGCUCAUGGAACGUCUCAGUGUUGAUUAUGGAAAGAAAUCUAAAUUAGAAUUUGCUGUGUAUCCAGCUCCUCAAAUUUCAACUGCUGUUGUUGAGCCGUACAACUCCAUCUUGACCACUCACACAACUCUUGAACACUCAGACUGUGCCUUUAUGGUUGACAAUGAGGCUAUCUAUGACAUAUGCAGACGUAAUUUAGAUGUAGAGAGACCAUCUUACACAAAUUUAAACCGACUUAUUGGUCAGAUUGUCAGUUCCAUAACUGCUUCUUUAAGAUUUGAUGGUGCAUUAAAUGUUGACCUAACUGAGUUCCAGACCAACUUAGUGCCAUAUCCCCGCAUUCAUUUCCCACUAGCUACAUAUGCACCAGUCAUUUCUGCAGAAAAAGCUUACCAUGAACAGUUAUCUGUUGGUGAGAUUACCAAUGCUUGUUUUGAACCAGCCAAUCAAAUGGUAAAGUGUGACCCACGCCAUGGCAAGUACAUGGCUUGUUGUAUGUUAUACAGGGGUGAUGUAGUCCCCAAAGAUGUCAAUGCCGCCAUCGCAACAAUAAAGACCAAAAGAACCAUCCAGUUUGUUGAUUGGUGUCCUACUGGUUUCAAGGUUGGAAUCAAUUACCAACCACCAACUGUUGUACCAGGAGGUGACUUGGCUAAGGUACAGAGAGCAGUAUGUAUGUUGAGCAACACGACUGCCAUUGCUGAAGCUUGGGCGAGGCUUGAUCACAAAUUUGACUUGAUGUAUGCCAAAAGAGCUUUCGUUCACUGGUAUGUAGGAGAGGGUAUGGAGGAAGGUGAGUUUUCUGAGGCUAGGGAAGACUUGGCUGCUCUAGAGAAAGAUUAUGAAGAAGUUGGUGUUGAUUCUGCUGAUCAAGAAGGAGAAGAGGAGGGGGAAGAAUAUUAAUUCUAAACUUUGGGUUUUAUGUUGCAUACAAGGAACAGAAUUUGUGCUUUCAGUAUAUUAUGCUGCAAUGUUGUGAACAGAAUUUGUGCUUUGAGUAUAUUAGUGUAUGCAUACAUGAAAUUAAAGUCAUAUUAUUACUCAAUAGGCAAAAUUGGUUUUAAUUACAUUAAAUUUCAUUAAUCAGAGUUUUGACAUAAAUGAUAUAUAUAUUUGUACACUUGUCUUAUUAUGUGAAGAAAAUUAAGAACAUAAUGUAGCGUUCAUUAGGACAUUUAAAUCAUGUAAUUUUUUAAAUAUUUUUUUACAGUUUUGUUGGUUAAAAUGAUUAGCAACUUUCUUGACCUUAACAUUUUGUAAUGACUUUAUUUCAUAGUGAAAGUAUUCAAUCUUUCAUCUGUCUGGUGUCAAGAUAAUUUUUCAGCAAGGGUUAAAGUAAUUUGAUUUAAACAACAGUUUAUGUAAUUUAAGAACACCUCACAAUGUAGAGUGAAGAAAAUUAAUGUCAAAACGAUUAACAAUUCAAUUGUACAUAAACUGUUUUAACAUGAACACAGUUAGUGGCAAAACUAUAGGAUAGACUUGAUAUAGAAGCUAGGAAAAGUUUCAAAUGAAGACCAUUUUUUCACACCAAAAAAGCAUUUUGGAGAGACUAUCCUAUUGAUAUUUGAUUAGUAACUUUUUCACUACUAAUUUAUAACAGUCUUAUUUUUUACCUUUUUAUGAGUUCAUCAUUUAGCAAAUGUACUAUAGAUACUUACUUUUUGUUGGGAAGUUGUGUAUACACAUGAAGUAUGUGUUUGAUCAUGUGAUUUUGAAGGGAAAUGUAUAAUUUAUAUUUACGUCCAUAUUGGAUUCAUACACAUUAAAUGUUCAAUUGGUUAAUGAAAA